AUGGCAGCGUUGUCCAACGCCUCAGUGCGCGAUAAACGCAUCAAAGUGUGCGUCCGCUUACGCCCCUUUACGCGCACCGAGAAACUCAAGGCUGGUGGAAAAGCGGCCUGGACAUGGCAUGAAAAUACUAUUUAUCAGCAGAUUUUCCCCGCCCAGAUCCCAUCGCGUGUAGCUACGAGCGAUGGCGAAGAGAAAAGAAUACGCAGCGGUGGCUCGACAGCAUCGUCUCGAAACAUGACGCUACAAACUACAACAUCAAAACUACCAUCUACGUAUACGUUUGACCAUUUGUACCCUCCAGCAUCUCCAACACAAUCGGUGUAUCAAGAAACUGUGAAAGAUGUCAUUAUGGCAGCAAUGGACGGGUACCAUUCGUCUGUCUUCCUAUACGGCCAGACAGGCACGGGAAAGACGUAUACAAUGCAGGGUGGACGUGGCGACCCUGGUCUCAUUCAAUUAAGUGUUCAAGACAUUUUUGAUCACAUUACACGCCAUUCAAGCAUGGAAUUUUUAUUGCGCUUUUCAUAUCUCGAGAUAUACAAUGAGCAAAUUUAUGAUUUGCUUGCAGCAGGCGCAAAAUCAGACAUUAAGAUCUACGAUGUGCACAAUCGAACAGCAAAAGCAAACGACUUUUCUAAUCAGGAAUUUCAUACUAAAGACGUUGUGAUUCGAGGGGUACAAGAGGAAAUUGUUCUGUCAAUGGAGCAUAUUCUCUCGCUUGUAGAAGUCGGGAAUCUACAUCGUCAUAUGGCUGUGACUGAAUCCAACGACCAAUCCUCGAGAUCUCACGUUGUGUUUCGAUUGGUGAUUGAGAGUCAAGCAAAACGAAGUAGUCGAGAUCGUGACGAUGUAGCACCUGUACGUUCAGCAACGCUAAACAUUAUUGAUCUUGCCGGUUCAGAGAGUGUACGAUUAGCCAACACAACUGGACAAGCAUUAGAAGAAGGCAAAUAUAUCAAUCGCAGUUUACUAACUCUCGGUCACAUCAUUUGGAAACUCAGUCGUGACCAACAUCGAACAGCUUCAAGUGGCACAAAACCAGCAAUUUCUACUCAUUUACCAUAUCGCAAUUCAAAGCUCACGCGUAUUCUUCAACCUUCAUUAAGUGGACAAGCACAAAUUGCUAUUGUCUGUACAGCUUCACCUUCUGUUGAAUGUCUAGCAGAAACACACAACACACUGAAAUUCGCAAGUCGUGCACGAAGAGUACGGAAUCGCGUGGUUGUUAAUGAAACUUUGGGUGAGUUUGCUUUGCUAAAAAGGUAUCGGGCUCGUAUUCAAGAGCUAGAAGAGCAACUUGCCCAAUUACAAAAUCAACGAAGACCAAAAAGCUCAGUAAAGUCAACUCAGUCGCCACUUCAUGAGCGUCAAAUGGAACUCAAAUUUGCGAUAAAUAAUAUCAAUCGGGUCAUUUUAAACUCGUCACAAGCACACGAGCGACAUCAUGAAGAAGAAAUUGCGACUGUAGACAAUGACAUGCGUUCUGUUACGAACGCAUUGCAAGAGACUCAACACAGUGACGUUAAUGCGACUCAAGGUGAGCAAAAUUCACCGCCACAACCGAUUGAAGCUCGACAACCUCGUGAGAUGGAGCAUCAGACAUCUCGGACACAAUCCAGAAUCGCAACUCGUCCACUGCUUCGACGUGAACCGAUCCACAGUAUUGGUAGUGAAAGAGAGACUGAUCAAUUGCCUGAAGAGAAGAAUCCAGGUGUCCGACCACGUCUUGUUCAUUCUGGUAGCUCUGCAAAUACGUCAAGCAAGACACUUAUUGGUAGUGGUGGUAGUGCAAGUACUAAAACAUUACCACUCUCGACUUCAUCAUCUCGUCAUCUUAUGGACAAUGAAGAUGAUUUGGUUGAAACGAAAGAAGAAUAUGAAGAAUGUGAACCAGAACAGGAAGAGGAGGUAGAGCAUAGAAGUUCAAAUAAUGGAGAAAGUUGUCCGAUCUCACAAUCUAGUAACCGGCCGUCACUCACAGCGAUGCUCAAGAAUAAAUAUCUUGACGAGUUAUCGAAGAUGGAGCAGCGCAUUGGUAGAUGGCAACGCACAGAAGAAAGUGAAUUAUUUAGCCAAAAAGAACUACUGCGUGAAUUUGUACGUGGUCUUGAAAUCGCUCUCGCUGAACAAGAGACGCGUAUGAGCAAAAUUCGAGAACUAGAGUUUGAAAAUCGUCAAUUACGUCAAACUAUGGCCACACGCGAAAACGAGAUAUCGCGAUGA
Messenger RNA from Plasmopara halstedii, 2223 nucleotides. RefSeq names its product kinesin family member 11. The record is from RefSeq and is a predicted model, not a curated record. The transcript has 5 exons. Gene Ontology annotation, molecular function: microtubule motor activity; microtubule binding; ATP binding. Gene Ontology annotation, biological process: microtubule-based movement. The coding region runs from base 1 to 2223 and encodes 740 amino acids. Lineage: Eukaryota; Oomycota; Peronosporomycetes; Peronosporales; Peronosporaceae.